AUGGCAGUCAAUGUGGUUUCCCGCGCACAAUGGGGAGCCCACACUCCACAUCAUAAAAACAAUUUGACGUCUCCGGCUAAAAGAAUCAUCAUUCACCACACUGCUAUGAAAAACUGCCAAACUCAAACUGAGGGCAUCAUCCAGCUCCGACAGAUCCAGAGUGAUCAUAUGAAAUUCCGAGAUUUUGACGACAUAGGAUACAAUUUUGUUGUUCGAGGAGAUGGAUCCGUGUAUGAAGGCAGAGGAUGGGGUGUAGUGGGAGCUCAUACCAAGGGCCACAAUGAUGAUUCAUUAGGAAUCGCUUUUAUGGGGAAUUUUAAUAAUGAAAGCCCAAGUUCAGAGGCACUAACAUCAGUCAAACGGCUCCUUGUGAUUGGAGUCUCCCAGGGUUUUAUUCUCCCUGAGUUUGGGCUGUUUGGGCACAAAGACCUGGGAAUUACAGCCUGUCCUGGAGUCCAACUCUACUCAGCUUUGCCACAACUGAGAUCAACUAACUGA
This is a messenger RNA of Knipowitschia caucasica, 498 nucleotides long. The record is from the annotation of a GenBank genome assembly. NCBI's taxonomy places the organism in Eukaryota, Metazoa, Chordata, Actinopteri, Gobiiformes, Gobiidae.